Messenger RNA from Prunus persica (peach), 1241 nucleotides. RefSeq names its product probable glutathione S-transferase. The coding region runs from base 100 to 768 and encodes 222 amino acids. The transcript has 2 exons. Gene Ontology annotation, cellular component: cytoplasm. The record is from RefSeq and is a predicted model, not a curated record. Gene Ontology annotation, biological process: glutathione metabolic process. Gene Ontology annotation, molecular function: glutathione transferase activity. NCBI's taxonomy places the organism in Eukaryota, Viridiplantae, Streptophyta, Magnoliopsida, Rosales, Rosaceae.
AUCAGAGGUCCCCAGUUGUCAUCAAGGAGAAUAAAAAGCUUUUACUAUUUCAAUCAUUAUAUUUGUAACCCCUGUAACUUUGUAUCAAGCAAUUCAAAUAUGUCAAUGGCGGAAAAGGUGGUGUUGUUGAACUACUGGGCCAGCCCUUAUGGGAUGAGGGUGAGAAUCGCUCUGGCAGAGAAGGGUAUUCAGUACGAGUCCAGGGAAGAGGACUACUUGACCAACAAGAGCUCACUCUUGCUGCAGAUGAACCCGGUUCACAAGAAGAUCCCGGUUCUCAUUCACAAUGGCAAACCGGUCUCCGAGUCUCUCAUUGCGGUUCAGUACAUCGACGAGGUUUGGAAGGAUAAGGCUCCUCUUUUGCCCUCUGAUCCUUACCUUAGAGCCCAAGCCAUGUUCUGGGCUGACUUCGUUGACAAGAAGGUAUAUGAGAGUGCAAAGAGGACAUGGAGAACCAAAGGAGAAGAACAAGAAGCAGCAAAGAGGGAAUUCCUUGAGUGCAUAAGGUUGUUAGAAGAAGAGCUUGGAGACAAGCCUUACUUUGGGGGUGAGAAUCUCGGAUUCGUGGACGUGGCACUUAUUCCUACCUAUAGCUGGUUUUAUGCGCGCGAGAAAAUUGGAAACUUCAGUGUGGAGGCAAAGCACCCAAAGUUUAUUGCAUGGGCAAAGAGGUGCAUGCAGAAGGAGAGUGUGUCCAAGUCUCUUCCUGACCAGAAAAGGGUCUACGAAUUCGCCCUGCGCCUUCGGAGUAAACUUGGAUUGGAGUAGAUGGGAAAAAGCAUGGGCAUAAAUAAGAUAUCAUCCAUGUACUUGUUCUGUGUUUUUUAAGUUUCAACCUCUGUUUAGGGUUGUUCUGAAAUUAGAAUAAAAGGGCAGUUGGCCAAGUUGCCAAGCCCCCUCUACUUUGUGGAGGCACUUUGUUGUGUCUCUGGUCAUAUACGUUUUGUAGUCAAAUUAUCAAAUUGUUGUGAACUUGUUAUGACAAAGCUCAACAAGCAGCCAAAAAAAUGCAACUCAGAAACACCCUUUCUGCAUAUGAACACUUUAUUCAUAACAAUAGGCAAACACAUCAAAGUAUCUGCAUUACUAUUGUCGACGGCAAAUAUCAUUAUUGACUGGAAAAACAAAGCUGAAAGGAAAAAGAUCCAGAAGAACAGCCUAACAUAUGAUUGCAGGAUUUGCUAACAUGGUGACCAUGUUGAUAGAGUCUGCGGCUGGCUAGCAGCCUGUUCUAUACCCAA